AUGGGUAAUUGUUUAACUCACGACCAAACCCAAUCUCCAAAUGUUACAGCAGUUAGUGAUCUAUAUACAGCCUGCGGAAAUGGUGAUACACAGAGAGUAGAACAGAUCUUAAAACGAAUAGUCCAUGACGAACAACUCAAUCGUGUCGAACCAAAUGGUAGCACCACACUGCAUGCCGCUGCUUACUUUGGACAUAAAGAAAUCGUUGAAUUGUUACUUCAACAGAAAUAUAUUUCUACAACUAUUAUAAACAGGUAUGGCAACAUAGCGGAAGAAGAAUCUGCGGAUGACGAUAUACGCACACUAUUUCAGGACAGGAAAAAUGCUGACAAUACUACUAUAACAAAUGACAAAGAACGUUUUCAAUUUUAUGAAAUAAUCAGACUAAUUCAGCAAUAG
Messenger RNA from Didymodactylos carnosus, 399 nucleotides. Lineage: Eukaryota; Metazoa; Rotifera; Eurotatoria; Philodinida; Philodinidae. The record is from the annotation of a GenBank genome assembly.